GCUCGAAUGGUACCUACUUGUCUCUGGUAAGAGAACCAAGAGAUAUAAACGACUAAUAAUAAAUCAUUUUUGGGUUGGAAAGUUUCUUUCCUGCUCUCUUAUCAAGGAUCGUAUGAAAUAGAAUCUAAAACUUGAAAGUUUCGCUGCGGGGGCAUCAUCAAGGAUUUUUGGAAAGAAAUGCGGGAAAUUUACCAGCGAGACGAAACAAAUCAAGAAAGCAAUUUUUUGUGUUUUGCUGUAAAAGACGAAAAUUUUAGGGCAAAAUACGAACAUUUUCGCGUAAAAAUAAGUCAGUGAAUGUUGUCACAUUAGUUAAAAACCACCCUGCAUAAAUAAAUGGCUUCAUCAAUGAACGCACUAUAAAAACAGUAAAAUAGACAACAAAUGUGGCCAGUUGAAUGCGAAACGAGAUAGAGAUCAAAUUAUAAAAACAACGUCGCGGGAGACUGAAAGAUCUGAAAAUAAAACAGCAUCUAAAUGUCUCCGGAUUGUGUAAGUUCAGUUUCACACAAACUUUUAUGGUGUUUAUACUGAUAAUUGGCCCUGUGACGGAUUUUCCCAAAGGGUUUAAGUGUCUGGUGGCGCAAAACCCGAAAAACAAAAUGGAACAAAGGAGCGCUGAAUGUUCACGGGACAGAACCAAACGGCCAGUUCGAAAUAAGCGAUUUAACAGAAGAGUCUAUGGGGAAGAGAGACGCCCGCCGAAGCGGCUGUUUACUCCCGAAAUCAAGCGCUUCCUCAAAGACUGGCUGAUCAGACGAAGAGACAAUCCCUACCCGAAUAGAGACGAAAAGAAAGUGCUGGCAGUACAAACGGGGUUGACCUACAUCCAGGUUUGCAAUUGGUUCGCGAAUUGGCGGCGCAAGUUAAAAAACGCCGGCAAAGAGCCUCAAAGAAGAACCUGGGGCGACCUGAUUAAGACCUACAACAGUCAGGUGCAAGGGAACGUGGAGCAUUUCAGCAUCUGCUCAGAAGACAGCAUUUGGGAGGAACCGGAAGGCGCUUACACCAACAUAGAACUUCAAAGGUUCGAAGAACACUAUGCUAAAGGCCAAUUAGACCACAGCUACGGUCAGUUAUGCAACAACAACAACAACAACAACAAAAGCGAUCAGUGCUACUUUGUCAGCUCAACCACGGAGCUGGAUCAGGACAAUCCGUUCUCCCAAUCAGCCAAUAAAUACAAGAAUCACAUAAUGGAAAAAUACAUGCGGGACUGCCAGAGCUCUGGAGUGGUGGAAGCAGACAAGCCGGCGAUGAUCGCAAAGUGGCUGCAAAGCGCCGAGCGGUUUCGGCCUAAUGAAGGCAACUACAUCGACUGGUCGUUUAAUAAACCGCAGAAGAAAAAGCCGGCCAAAGUGGAGACUGAUUUGAUGUUAGUUCAUGGAAAGGAGGAACUGGAUGCGGCCGAGGCUCUGACUUCGCUCGCCAACUCCAACAGACACAAAUAGUGAGAGUAAUUACGUGGACAACUUGCUCAAAGUACCUAGUGCUCAAACCUUUAACUCUUAGAUUGUUAUACACACCAUUGAAAAAUAUAUUAUUUAUAUCAUUAGUCCAACCA
This is a messenger RNA of Dendroctonus ponderosae (mountain pine beetle), 1564 nucleotides long. Its product is annotated as homeobox protein Mohawk. NCBI's taxonomy places the organism in Eukaryota, Metazoa, Arthropoda, Insecta, Coleoptera, Curculionidae. The coding region runs from base 519 to 1451 and encodes 310 amino acids. The record is from RefSeq and is a predicted model, not a curated record. Gene Ontology annotation, molecular function: RNA polymerase II cis-regulatory region sequence-specific DNA binding; DNA-binding transcription factor activity, RNA polymerase II-specific. Gene Ontology annotation, biological process: regulation of transcription by RNA polymerase II; muscle organ development; cell development. The transcript has 5 exons. Gene Ontology annotation, cellular component: nucleus.